GAGGCUUGCGGCAGUUGGUGAGAGAGGGAGCGAAGAAGCCCUGGUGGGGUUUUUUUUUUUUUUUUUUUUUUUUUUAAAUCCGUUCAACGAAGAAUUUAACUUUUUUGAAAAGUUGUCACUCUUCACAAACAAGCAGCUUAUUACUGGAUAUUUCCCGGAAUACACGUUCAUAUUUGUUUAAUCUGAAAGAGUUGCAUAUGAAGAGGGUAUCCUAGUUUCUUAGACAUUCUGUAAAUGGCUCCAGCCCUGACUGAAACAGCUACUGAUGGACAUGGGGUCCACCUGUCAUCUCCACUACCUUCAAGUGCCAUCGAACCAGACACAGCUAUCCUUGGGAAAGAAUCAGGAACAUCCCAACAGAAACUGAUGGGGAACAGUGACACACAAUCUACCUGGCUCAAGUUGACUUACCCACACUCUCCUAAUGGUUCCAGUGAUGACGUAAUGGGUUUAGAGCACACACCUUUUGGAUCCCCUAUAACUCACGCCUCGGGACGUUAUAAAACUGUUGUACUAGCUAGCACCAACUCUCUGUUAAAUCUGCUUUCCCUAAACAAGAACCUGAACGGGGGUAAACAUUCAAUCAUGAUGUGUCCAAGAGGUUCUUGCAAAGACUUCUCUGAUCAUCCAAAUGUUUUUUUUGUUUCAGUUCCAGGUAUUAAACAUAAAGUUGUUCCAAAAGUUUGUGAGAAAACAGGCCCUAAUUUUAGGCAGGAAAGUGUGCCAGAUGGUGACGCUGUGAUGAAUUCUUCUCAAAUGACAAACCGCAAGCACAGCGUAAGUGAAUCUGAUGCUUCAGCCAAGGGCCCAAUUACAUUCUUGACGCAGACCAAAAUAAACGAUUCAUUGGGGAGAGCACCGGCAUCACAUGACAGUGCUGUCAAAGUGGGUUUCAGUGCCAAGCAGUGGGAUUCAGAUGGAGCAAGAGAUCUGUUACUUACCAAUUCCACAGCUGGGAAAGAAACUAUAACUAACAGCCAGCUGUUUCAGUGCCUCACCAAGCACCAAAAUCUCGUGAAUCAGGCCAACAAAAUACAAAAACGCUUACAGAUUCUGCUAGGGGAGCAUGCUGCAGAACACUGCAGUAACCAGAUUGGGGGGCUGGUAGAUCAUCAUCUCCGAUCAAAAGCCUUCCGCAGCUCAGCUGGGACCGGGCCCACUUGUAGCCCUUUAGUAAACAAUUCCUUUGAUCAUUCUGAAGUGGAGCAGGGUCCUUUCAAAAGCAAUCAAAAUGGUUCCAUGCCAACAAGCUGUACUUUAGAAGUCCAGGAGUUUGCCUGCUCAGUUCAAGCAGUGCUCUCCCGGGUUGAAGAGACUCUGGACUCUGAUGCCACUGGCAGCAGUUCGGAUGAGGAAUGGGACCAAGAAUUAGCACCGGGGAAAAGGAAUUUGCCAGUUAAUCACACUUGUGAAUGGAGAUGGCUCUCAGAACGAGCUGAAAUUGGCAGUCGUUGGACAUGGCUUCAAGCCAGAAUAUCUGAUCUUGAAUAUAAAAUCCAACAGCUUAGUGACCUCCACACACAGAUACACUCCACAAAGGGGAAAGUAAUCCUGGAAGAUUUCCAGCCCUUAAGUGACAGGCUGAUUCGGCAGAUGCUAUUGACAGAAACUCCAGGUCUAUUGAACACUGCCAGAGACAAUACAACCCCUGCAGAGAAAGAGGAUUGUUCCUUAGAACAUGAUUUUGAAAUGGAACCAAGCAGCCCUACUCGCCUCCUCAGAAAUAUAGAGAGACAGAGUGCCCAGCUUACAGAAAUAGUCAGCAGUUUGAUACCACCUCUCAGUUUCUCCCCCUGUUCCUCUUCUGUCUCAUCCAAACCAUGCAGUUGGAAAGGACAGUCAAAAAGCAAAGCAGAAAGCAGAGAUGUGUUUUCUAAAAGAAUUAGCUGCGUCUCUGGCCAGCACAGUAUUAAAAAGCGCCGAGUUAGUAAAAGAAAACAGAAACUUCCCCAUAUAAACAGCACAUGUGUGUCAGCCAGAACAAGGCCCCUUCGGACUUACCAGAAACACAGACUCUUCACUUUAGACUCUCCUUACCAGUUUGGUCAAAAGGCGCAGUUACCUCCAGCUGCCCCAUGUCAAUGUAACAGUUACUAUGAUCACCACUGUGAGUCCGUAAGAAUGACAAAAACGGAGCAGAUGGGACUGCUGGAAUCGUCCUUUCACCCUGUACUGUCAGUAUCGUCAGAUGUUCCUCUGCCUGUCCAUCUGCACACAUUACUGCAACAGGAGGAUUGGGUGAAGCGGCCAAUUCCACCAACAAAGGAUGUCAAACCUCCAGUCUUUACCAGCGGUGGAAAUGAGAUGCCUGCUUUCACAACAUUGAUUGAUUGUGAGGAUCAUUAUUCAAAACUUCAUGGUUGGGCUGGUCAGUCAGCUAUCCAUACACUUCCAAACGGUCAGGGAACACCAAGACAGCUAUAUAGGGAAGGAGGGAAAAGAAAAUAUACUCGUGAGGCAGUGCAGGAUGAAGAAGCUUUUCUGACCCGACUGAUGAAGCCUCCCUUUCACCUACCUCCCUAUCCAGAAGAGAGUGCUUCUCAUAUCAUAACAUCCAAAUCCACACUGUCCCAUAAACAACCCACUCAGAACUCUGCAAGGAGACGCCUUCGAAGUGAGUGCUUCUAUGACAUUGACAAUAUUGUGAUUCCUAUGUCACUAGCUGCAACCAGUAAGGUCGAGAAGCUGCAGUAUAAGGACAUUGUCACUCCAAGCUGGCGAGUUGUUGACAUUCAGCCUUUAGAGGGGAUUCAUUUUGAAGAAGGAGAGGCGGAAGACCUAUCAGAUCAGCCUUUUUUUUCAAGGCAUGUAAAAUGUGAAGAAAAGGAAAAAGCAAGGUGGACCUUUUGGGAGGAAAACAGAUGGCAUAGACAAAAUAGCAGGUCCUCCAGUAAAAACACAGACUGCACUCUGUAUCCUUUACAUUCCCCAUGGAAUUGUACACCUGGGGCCACUCAGAACAUGCCAUCCACACAAGGAGACUGCACCUGCCGAAGCACAGCUCCCAGUUCAUCUGGCCUAGAGGAGGAUGACCAAGAUGAAAAAUUUAUAUUGCCUUGGAAAAGCAGAAGUUUUCCUUUAGAUGACCAAGAAGUUGAAUCCUUAAAGUCCCAGAAAGUGUCACCGUUUGAGGAACAGACCUCACAGCACAUAAGAACUUUUUCCUGCAGUUCAGAUGGUGGGCUGUAUGAGAACACAUCAGGAGCCUCUGCUUGUACCACCAUUGCACCACCUGCUGGAGAUCCACUGCAUGUUCCCAUGGAGGAACGCCAGACUUCCAGUGGAUGUCAAAAUAGUAUACAGAAUACUGUUUCCUAUGAGGCAGACAGAAAGCAGAAGGGAUAUCACACUGAUAUGCUAACAAUGAGCUUGAGUGGAAGUGGACAGCAGGUAGACCAGGAUCAAGCAGUGCUAUACCAACAUGUUUCUGGUAUUCUAACACUUUAGAAGGAAAUGUAUUCAAAUGCAGUUUAACUUUUGUACUGUAUUGUCUUUUUAUAUUGUAAAAUCUGUUUAUUUUAGCAGUAUUUAGAUUUUAAUUUUUUUUAAAUUUCUGUACUAAAACAAGCUGACAUCUGUUUUCAUUGUCAGCCGUUCUGUUACAGAGAAAUGUGAAGGAUUACUAAGGACUGCUGGGAGUCCGUGUAGAUUUUACACCACUAAUUGGUCCUAAUACCAUGAUCACAAUUUUCCUUGAAGACUAUAUAUAUAUAUAUAUAUAUAUAUAUAUAUAUAUAUAUAUAUAUAUAUAUAUAUAUAUAUAUAUAUAUAUUACACAUUACAUUUAGGUAUAUGCUGGUUUAACUUGACACAGUACUGCAUUCUUUAAAAUUCUGCAGACUGACACUAUUGGCAAACAUACUGACAUAUUAUCUCGCUGAAAUUCUCCCCAAAUACCACCAUCUGCUGUUAGCACGUUUGGACUAUUUUAAAGCAAAUCGGUAACCAUGUCACAUCCCUUGGUGUUUCUUUGUUGUUGCAAUGUGUGUGCACAGACUUUUGUUCAGUAGUAGCCUCUUGCAUGUCUUUUCUCUACCUGCUUGUUUUCUGACAAUAAAUAGUGGUCAGAAAUGACUAGUUACAGAAAAUGUGUAAGAAUUCAGAUAUUGAGUAUUUGUUUUUGUUAUUUUUGAUUUUUGAUCUCGGGCAAAUUACUGAGCCAUAGAUAUGUACAGAUAAAAGAUAUACAUUUUUACAAGAAUAAGC
Polyodon spathula (Mississippi paddlefish) is the source of this 4206-nucleotide messenger RNA. RefSeq names its product KAT8 regulatory NSL complex subunit 1-like (gene kansl1l). The transcript has 16 exons. Gene Ontology annotation, molecular function: histone acetyltransferase binding. NCBI's taxonomy places the organism in Eukaryota, Metazoa, Chordata, Actinopteri, Acipenseriformes, Polyodontidae. The record is from RefSeq and is a predicted model, not a curated record. Bases 235 to 3447 code for a protein of 1070 amino acids. Gene Ontology annotation, cellular component: NSL complex.